This is a messenger RNA of Necator americanus (New World hookworm), 582 nucleotides long. RefSeq lists its product as uncharacterized. The record is from RefSeq and is a predicted model, not a curated record. The transcript has a single exon. NCBI's taxonomy places the organism in Eukaryota, Metazoa, Nematoda, Chromadorea, Rhabditida, Ancylostomatidae. Bases 1 to 582 code for a protein of 193 amino acids.
AUGAAAGCCGCUAAGUUUAGAAAGCAAAGUCCCAGAACUACCAUCAACUGGGAUCUCUUCGCUACGCUAGCCGGCUUUUGGGAAGAUUCCGCAAUGGACAACAUCGACGAGGAAUAUGACCGGCUCUUUGAACACCUUCACGACUGCGCGAAGAAGGCUGAGAGUUCUAAAAUCACCAAGAGACGCCUGUCUCUUGAAACUCUUGAGCUGAUACGCCAGCGUGGAGCAGCACGAGCCGCAGGGAACCAAGAACUCACGUUCGUGCUCGCAAUGCUUUGCAGAGAGGCGAUAAAGGAAGACCAUAAAGAGAGAAGAGCAGAAGUGCUGGCUGAAGCUGCAGAGGCGGGGAAAAGCAUCCACUAUGCCCGUCGAGACUUCGCCAGUCGCAAGACAAGGACGACUGCUCUCCGGAGCCCGGAGGGAACAACAGUUGCAUCGAUAAGGGAGAUGGAGAAAAUCAUCUACGAUUUCUACUUUGAUCUCUUUGACAGCCAUGUCCACUUGCCUGCUCACCAUCUGAGGGAGGACAUGUCACUCCAGAGGUUCUCCCGUCCGAAAUACGGCAUGCUAUCAUGUCGAUAA